This is a messenger RNA of Xyrichtys novacula (pearly razorfish), 275 nucleotides long. The record is from the annotation of a GenBank genome assembly. NCBI's taxonomy places the organism in Eukaryota, Metazoa, Chordata, Actinopteri, Labriformes, Labridae.
AUGCUUACACUAGCUGCAUGCAAGGUGGAAAAGGCACAUCAGUCAUUUCUUAUUUUUGCACUGCAUUCAGGUACAACCAUCCUCCCUAUAUGAUGAAAACGCACGUCAGCAACAACACUCCGCAGCCCUCUAAAACCAACACACUACAACUGGCAGCAGAAAACACACGAAACAGAGAUGAAAUGAGACAGAACGGUGGAACACAUGUAGACACGGAUGUGAGCUGUCUGUUCAAGAAGAAACACGAAAAACUGUAUAUAGUAUCUUACCUUUAA